GUAUGAAGAUAAAUAAUAACUUAUCCAUUCCCCGCGAUUUGAAGAAAAAUAAUAAAAGAAAAUUGAGUUAGUUAGAGCUUGUUAAUAUCUUUACAGGUAGUGAAACUGAAAUUCCAUGUAUAGAUGUUCUCAGAUUGUUAUAGAAAACAAACAUGUCAACCAUUGAGAAGAUGAACAUCCUAGGGAUUCGGAGCUUCGGUCCUGAGGAACAAGAUAAACAAACUAUCCAUUUCUUCAAGCCUCUUACAUUGAUAUUGGGGCCCAAUGGGACAGGAAAAACUACUAUUAUUGAGUGUUUGAAGUAUAUGACUACAGGAGUCAUGCCUCCAGGGGCCACAAAAGGAGGAGCAUUUAUACAUGAUCCCAAGAUUGCACAUGAGAGAGAGGUCAGAGGUCAAGUGAGGUUGCAGUUCCGUGAUAUAUCACAAAAACCUGUCAUUGUACAGAGGUCAUUAACAGCUACACAAAAGGCAAAGAAGGUAGAAAUGAAGACAUUGGAUGGUGUGAUAACAAGGUUGAAUGCUGCUGGUGAAAAACAGAGUAUCAACUCUAAAUGUGCUGAUCUUGACAGAGAGAUGAUUACCUCCCUUGGAGUGUCAAAGCCAGUUCUGGAGAAUGUGAUAUUUUGUCACCAGGAGGAGGCUAACUGGCCAUUAAGUGAAGGCAAGCAGUUGAAAGAAAAGUUUGAUGCCAUAUUUGCUUCAACAAGAUAUGUGAAAGCUUUAGACAGUAUUAAGAAAACUAAGAAAGAACAGGAUGAUAAGUUAAAGAUGUACAGAAAUGAUGUUCAGUAUUUGAAACAACAUAAAGAGAAAGCUCAUCAGCUUGAGUGUGAUUUAGCAGAACAAGAAGCUAAACUAGAGGCUUCCAAAGAAUCUGUGAACAAAGUAAACAGUCAGCUGAAACCUAUUGAGGAAAAGAUGAACAAAAUAGAUGAACAGUCAGCUGAAAUAUUUGGAAUCCAGAACAAGAUCACCCAGUAUGGCAGUGAGAAAAAACAGAUUGAGAAACAUGCGGAGGAACUACAGGACCAGAUAGAAAAUGAAUUCCAAGGAACUGAUGAGGAGUUGAAGAGUAUGCUGUCAGAUUUUGAAGAUAAAUUGAAGGAAAGAAAGAGAACAUUAGAGGAGUUUGAAGACAGGCAGAAUAAGUUAAGUAGACAAUCAGAAAAGUUAGACAGAGAGAAGUCAGCUAUACUGGUAGAAGUUGGCAGACUGGAACAAGAGGCUGAGAGACAAGAAGAAAAUGUUUCAAAAAGAGAUACUCUGAUCAAGCAGUUUGCAGAUGAAUACAGUUUUGAUGGUUUGACAGGGGCCAUAACUGAUGAGAAAUACAAAUUGUUCUUAAAGAACAUGCAACGUAAACUUGAGACUAUGGUAGAAGAAACUAGACAGACAAAGACAGAUUUUGAGGAGAGAGAGGGAGAGAUACAACAGAAGAUUGAUGAACUAAGGGACAACAAGACUAAACUUGAACAAAAUGAUAAAAUCAAGAGGGAAAUGAUGCUGGAUAACAGAGAGAAGAUAAAAGAAAUCAACAGGAAGUUGAGUGCCAUAGAAGCUUCUGGAGGUAGACUAGAUCAGAUUAAGAGAGAACUUAAGAGACAUGAACAUGAUCUUCAGACUCAGGAAUCUUCUGUCAACACUGAUGAACUGAAGCAGGAAAUAGCAGAAUUGUCGAAGGAAAAGUCUAAAAUGGAGGCUAAAAUUAGUGAACUUAAUUCCGAGAUGAAUAGGCUUCAUUUACAGUCUAGUGCCCAGGCUGAACUUGACAUGCUGAAGAAAGAUAAAGCUUCCAAAGAGGAAAAUAUUAGAAGAUUGAAAGCAAAGCGUGAGGACACUGUGAAGUAUCUGUUAAAUCAUGCACCUGGCAAAAAUAUCCGAGGUGAACUCGAAGAUUAUAUCAGCAAUCAAAAUGAGGAUGUAAAGAAAUGUUCGGCUAAAAUGAACCAGAUAAAAAAUACAAUGUCAAAAAUGGAAACUGAGAGAAAAAUGGGCAUGGAACAACUGAAAAAGAAGGAGGCAGAACUUAAAGGACUUGAAGAAAGGGUAUACAAUGUGUGUGGAAGUCAGAAUUUCGAUGAAGGACUCUCAACCAUUCAGGAAAAAAUGGAGAAGGUCAGAGAUCAACGUGGGUCAUUACUUGGUGCUCAACAUUUCUUCAAGAAAUAUGCGAAAGAUUUAGAGAAAGAUGAUCCAUGUUGUCCAUUAUGUCACAGAGGCUUUGAUACACAACAAGAUGUCCGUGAACUUGUGCUAGAGUUAAAGGAGAAAUUAAGGAUGGUACCCAGCAAGUUAAAGACAGCUGAUGAAGAGAUUGAUGAAUGCCAGGAGAAAUAUGAUGCCCUGAUGCAGCUUAAACCUCUCCGAGAAAAUAUGGAGAAACUAGAAGAGUCUGAAAUACCACAGCUAAAGUCAAGUUUAAAGAAGACACAAGAUGAGAUACAUAAACAGAAAGAGGACCUUACCAAUAUAGAGGAAGAAUUAAAGAUAAAAGAGGAUGAUGAAGCUAUGGCUAAACAAAUACAACCAGAUAUCGUUAUGAUGGACAGAUACUUUGGUGAUGUAUCGGAACUAGACAAGAAAAUUGCAAUGCAAGCAGCAAAACUCUCAGGGGGAGACUCUGGGAGGACUCUUCAGAUGGUUAUUGAUGAGAAGGAGGAUUUGCAGGUCAAAGUAGAUUCAUCAACAAGGAGUUUGGAUCAUAAGCGUCAGAAGUUGGCGGACCACUCGGAACAGGUACAAAUAUUGAGAGCUACCAUAAACAGUCUGAAGGAAGAAAAGUUUGGUAUUGAAAGUGACUUACAACAGAGAAUCAAACUGGAAGAAGACAAAGGAAAUCUAGAGUCAGAGAAUACUAUGCAUGAACAGGAUAUAAAGGAUACAGCAGAAAAGUUGAGACCCAUACAAAGUAAGAUGGACAGAUUAAGAACGGAAAAAGAAGAUUUGGUAAAAAAGAAAGAGGAAAAGUUAGAAACUGCAAAAGCAGAGGUUGAGAUAGUGAAAGGCCAUGCUAGUCAAGUGAAGAAUAUUAAUCAGGAUAUUAAAAGUUAUAACCAGUCUGGAAAAGCGAGCAAAUUGGAAGAGAACCAGGCUGACAAGGAGAGAAUAGAGAAAAAAAUGGCCGCCAUCGAAGAGGAGCUGAAGGAUAUUGUUACCAAUAUUGAUAAAUUGAGAAAAGAUCUUUCAACACAAAAGGUACGAGAACUUGACCUUCAGAAUAAUCUGAAUUUGAGAAAUAAACAGAAAGAGAUAGAAAAGAUCAGUAGAAAGAUUGUUGACCUGGAGAGUAAACUUGGAGAUUUAGACGUGGCUUACCUAGACAGGGAACGUAGACGUCUACAACGAGAAAUGGAAAAUCUAACAAAACAGCGGCAUACCGCAGAAGGCCGUCAGACUGAAUUGGAGAACCAGAUUAGAGCUGUGAAGAAGGAGUUACAAACAGACAUGUAUAAAGGAGCAGAGGAGAAAUAUCGUAACAAAAUGAUUGACCUUAGAACAACAGAACUGGCUAAUGGAGAUUUAGAGAAAUAUUACCAUGCACUAGAUAAGGCUAUUAUGAAUUACCACAAUAUGAAGAUGUCGGAAAUCAACAAAAUUAUCCGAGACCUGUGGAGGCAGACCUACAGGGGUCAAGACAUAGAAACUAUAGAGAUACGUUCAGAUGAGGAUGAUUCCGCGGCCAUGAAGACACGUAAGACGUAUAACUACCGUGUUGUGAUGAUCAAACCUGGGGACGCUGUUAUAGACAUGAGGGGGAGAUGUAGUGCUGGACAAAAGGUACUGGCAUCCUUGAUAAUACGCUUGGCCUUGGCUGAGACGUUCUGUUUGAACUGUGGAAUUUUAGCGCUAGAUGAACCUACGACCAAUCUGGAUAGAGAAAAUAUUGAAAGUUUAGCUGGUGCACUAGUGGAGAUCAUUAAAGGACGCAUUCACCAAAGAAACUUUCAGCUGGUAAUCAUUACCCACGAUGAAGAUUUUGUAGAGUUACUGGGUAGAUCAGAAUAUGUAGACUAUUUCUUCAAAGUCAGCAAAAAUCAAUAUGGUUGUUCAAGGCUGACAAGAGCUGAGGUUGCUGAACUGAGCAGAUAAGGUCCUU
Molecule: messenger RNA, 4098 nt
Organism: Ruditapes philippinarum (Manila clam)
Lineage: Eukaryota; Metazoa; Mollusca; Bivalvia; Venerida; Veneridae
Product: DNA repair protein RAD50-like
Exons: 41
Coding region: 153-4091 (1312 amino acids)
Biological process (GO): telomere maintenance via recombination; double-strand break repair; telomere maintenance via telomerase
Cellular component (GO): nucleus; Mre11 complex; condensed nuclear chromosome
Molecular function (GO): ATP hydrolysis activity; single-stranded telomeric DNA binding; double-stranded telomeric DNA binding
Source: RefSeq, a predicted model, not a curated record